UGAACUUUUGGGAAGUGGUAUUUGCACCAUCUCAUAUUUUAUUCAUGAGGAACUAGACCAGAGCUGUAGAGGCUGCAUUUAUUUUUUUUAAAAUGAAUCUUAUUGUGAAACUUCGGAGAAGCUUUCGAACAUUGAUUGUUCUCUUAGCUACCUUCUGCCUGGUGAGCAUUGUCAUUUCUGCCUAUUUCCUCUACUCUGGCUUCAAACAGGAAAUGGCUCUUAUUGAAACCACUACAGAAGGAGAAUGUGCUGACAUCAAAGUUCUACCCUAUCGAUCAAUGGAGCUGAAAACAGUUCGACCUAUUGAUACGUCUAAAACCAAUCCCACUGUUCUCCUCUUUGUGGAGAGCCAAUACUCUCAACUCGGUCAAGAUAUCAUCGCUAUUUUGGAGUCCAGCCGAUUUCCAUACCACAUGGUCAUUGCCCCCGGCAAGGGAGACAUCCCUCCUCUUACAGAUAAUGGCAAAGGGAAAUACAUCUUAGUGAUCUAUGAAAACAUUCUAAAGUACGUCAGCAUGGACUCAUGGAACAGAGAGCUACUAGAAAAAUACUGUGUGGAAUACAGUGUUAGUAUAAUUGGUUUUCAUAAAGCCAAUGAGAACAGCUUACCAAGUACACAAUUAAAAGGGUUUCCAUUGAACCUUUUCAAUAAUCUAGCUCUAAAGGACUGUUUUGUCAACCCUCAGUCACCUCUGCUGCAUAUUACCAAAGCCCCCAACGUGGAAAAAGGUCCACUUCUUGGGGAAGACUGGACUAUUUUCCAAUAUAAUCAUUCAACCUACCAGCCAGUGCUUUUAACUGAAUUACAGACAGAAAAAUCAGUUUCAUCCUUGUCCAACAAACCACUUUAUGCCACAGUGAUUCAGGACCUGGGGCUCCAUGAUGGUAUUCAGCGAGUUCUUUUUGGCAACAACUUGAACUUUUGGCUGCACAAGCUCAUCUUCAUAGAUGCCAUCUCUUUCCUGUCAGGGAAGAGGCUGACAUUGACCUUGGACAGGUACAUUCUCGUAGACAUCGAUGAUAUCUUUGUUGGGAAGGAAGGAACACGAAUGAAUGUCAAAGAUGUGAAGGCAUUACUAGAGACUCAAAAUUUACUGCGCACUCAGGUUGCAAAUUUUACCUUCAACCUUGGAUUUUCAGGGAAGUUUUACCACACAGGAACUGAAGAGGAAGAUGCAGGGGAUGACCUUCUGCUUCAGUCUGUGGACGAGUUCUGGUGGUUUCCGCACAUGUGGAGCCACAUGCAGCCCCACCUCUUCCACAAUGAGUCAUCCUUGGUGGAGCAGAUGAUUCUCAACAAGGAAUUUGCCUUGGAACAUGGCAUACCCACCAACCUGGGCUAUGCAGUGGCACCACAUCACUCUGGGGUCUACCCGGUUCACCUUCAGUUGUAUGCAGCUUGGAAGAAGGUCUGGGGUAUUCAGGUCACCAGCACGGAAGAAUAUCCUCAUUUGAAACCUGCGCGGUACAGAAAAGGCUUCAUUCACAAUAGCAUCAUGGUCCUCCCUCGACAGACCUGUGGGUUGUUCACCCACACUAUUUUCUACAAAGAGUAUCCUGGAGGACCCCAAGAACUAGAUAAAAGUAUCAGAGGAGGCGAACUUUUCCUUACCAUCCUUCUGAAUCCAAUCAGCAUAUUCAUGACCCACUUGUCGAACUAUGGGAACGACCGCCUGGGCUUAUACACUUUUGUGAACUUGGCCAACUUUGUGCAGAGCUGGACCAACCUGAAACUGCAGACUCUGCCUCCCGUGCAACUAGCCCACAAGUAUUUCGAGCUCUUUCCAGAGCAGAAAGACCCUGUCUGGCAGAAUCCAUGUGAUGAUAAAAGGCACAAAGACAUUUGGUCCAGAGAGAAAACUUGUGACCACUUGCCAAAAUUCCUUGUAAUUGGGCCACAAAAAACAGGAACAACUGCACUUUAUUUAUUUCUUCUCAUGCAUCCUUCCAUCAUCAGCAAUCUCCCCAGUCCAAAAACCUUUGAAGAAGUUCAAUUCUUUAAUGGCAACAACUAUCACAAAGGAAUUGACUGGUAUAUGGACUUCUUCCCGACCCCAUCCAACAUUACAAGUGAUUUUCUCUUUGAAAAGAGUGCAAAUUACUUCCAUUCCGAAGAAGCUCCUAAACGAGCUGCAUCCCUGAUCCCCAAAGCCAAGAUCAUCACCAUCCUCAUAGACCCCUCAGACAGAGCAUAUUCUUGGUACCAGCAUCAAAGAUCACACGAAGAUCCAGCUGCCCUAAGGUUUAAUUUCUAUGAAGUUAUUACAACAGGACAUUGGGCACCAUCUGACUUGAAAACAUUACAGAGACGAUGCCUAGUUCCUGGGUGGUAUGCAGUCCACAUCGAAAGAUGGCUAACUUACUUUGCUACUUCUCAGUUGCUAAUUAUUGAUGGACAGCAGCUGAGAUCUGACCCAGCUACUGUGAUGGAUGAAGUCCAGAAGUUUCUGGGAGUUACACCUCAUUAUAAUUACUCUGAAGCAUUAACGUUUGACCCCCAAAAGGGAUUUUGGUGUCAAUUAUUAGAAGGAGGAAAGACCAAAUGUCUUGGGAAAAGUAAAGGCCGAAAAUAUCCACCUAUGGAUCCAGAGUCUAGAACGUUCCUCUCUAAUUACUACCGAGACCACAACGUGGAGCUGUCUAAGCUGCUUCACAGACUGGGGCAGCCUCUGCCAUCCUGGCUGAGACAGGAGCUGCAGAAAGUGAGAUAGCAUCAGAGGUUGGAACCAAGGCGCACAAGAAACUAAUUUUCACGAUUAAAUAACAAAACAUCCCCA
Molecule: messenger RNA, 2777 nt
Organism: Sorex fumeus (smoky shrew)
Lineage: Eukaryota; Metazoa; Chordata; Mammalia; Eulipotyphla; Soricidae
Gene: NDST4
Product: N-deacetylase and N-sulfotransferase 4
Exons: 13
Coding region: 93-2711 (872 amino acids)
Cellular component (GO): Golgi apparatus
Molecular function (GO): heparan sulfate N-sulfotransferase activity; deacetylase activity
Source: RefSeq, a predicted model, not a curated record